UAGUUUGUCUGGAGGUGAUGCGUUGCUGGAGAAGUUAGCUGGGUUGACUGGAAUCUCACCAGUCUAGGCGUUGCAUUUUCAAAACAUAUUGUUCAGAUAUAUACUUGCAAUCCAACUGGAGAACUAAGACAGCACUUAGAAGUAUGGGAUGCAGUAGCUGGAUGCAGGCAGUAUACAUUUGAAGGCCAUGAAGCUCCUGUGUAUUCAGUCUGUCCUCACCAUGAAGAAAAUAUUCAGGCUAUUCUCAUGUGGAACAAGUGAAGAAGGCGAAUCUCAUUUAGUUGAGUGGAAUGAGAGUGAAGGAGCUAUCAAAAAGACAUAUUCUGGUUUCAGUGAGCGUUCUCUAAGAGUUGUCCAGUUUGAUACAACACGGAAUCGAUUCUUGGCUGCUGGUGACGAAUUUCAAAUUAAAUUCUGGGAUAUGAACAAAACAAAUAUGCUGACAUCUGUUGAUGCAGAUGGCGGAUUGCUGGCUAGUCCUAGACUGAGAUUCAGUAAGGAUCUCUGCUUGCAGUUACAAUGAGUGACAAUAUUUAUAGAUAUCCACAUAACUGAAAGAGAUUGCUUACUGUGUCUCAGGUCAUGACAAUGUUUAUGCCCCUACCUCCGGCAGCUACCUUUUUGGCAUUCCAUCCCCAAGAUAAUAAUAUCAUUGCCAUUGGGAUG
This is a messenger RNA of Mangifera indica (mango), 666 nucleotides long. RefSeq names its product protein TPR3-like. Bases 188 to 523 code for a protein of 111 amino acids. The transcript is spliced from 4 exons. The record is from RefSeq and is a predicted model, not a curated record. Gene Ontology annotation, biological process: regulation of DNA-templated transcription. Gene Ontology annotation, molecular function: protein binding. NCBI's taxonomy places the organism in Eukaryota, Viridiplantae, Streptophyta, Magnoliopsida, Sapindales, Anacardiaceae.